UAUUCACAGAUCUCUGGAUCUACUCUACAUUUUCAAGUAUUAGCCUUAAUGUGUAUUACAUUCUCUAAAAAGGAAUCUUAAGCCCUUGUAAGAAGGUUGAAACGCCAAAAAAUAACCCGUUUCAUGCGACUCAAGUUUUGCAGGUGACUCCUAAAAACGGGACUGUAGAGGAGGAUACUCUUUGAAAUGAGCAUAACUAGGUUGGAAAUUAAUUUUCGUCGACUGCUCAGCCAAUGUGAGCAAUUGGCGAAAGACGACGACACGAAGUCUAGCUGGAGACUGGACAAAUAUAUUUCAGCCCUCGAAGACAUGUUUGCUGAUUUGGAAAAGCACCCAGCGAAAGCCAGUGAAGAGCAAAUGGGUGAAUACUCUAAGAGAGUUAAAUUUUUGAAAAAUCUGCGAAUGGCAGACCAACUUCCAACUGUACCUGAAAAAUUGGCAGCUGCUCAAAUGGUUUCCCAUACCUCUAGUCUGAAUGGGGCUGAUAUUACAACAGAGAUUCAGCAGAAGACGAAGGUUAAAUACACGACUGAACUCAAGGAGCAGCUGUUCCAAACAGACAAAGGCAAUGGAUUAAGACAAAGGUCAUCUAGGAAGUCGUCCACUGGUGAUGAUGUCGAUGCUCUUCUCAAAUACCAUCACUCGAUGCAGGAGAAAAUUGCUGAAGACAUGCUUUCCAUGACAAAAAACCUGAAGGAACAAACAAUUCUUGCCAAUUCAAUCAUCAAGAAAGACAUUAAAGUAACGGAACAAUCACAAAAUCUGUCUGAACUGAAUGCAGCUCGCCUCAAGGUUGAGUCUGAAAAACUGCAAGAGCACAGCAAAAGAGCAUGCAAAUGUUGGCUCUGGCUUAUGAUCAUUGUCGUCAUUUCUGUUUUCAUUAGUAUGGUCCUUUUCAUGAAGUUGAUGAAGAAGAAAAGCUACUGAUCCAGGAAAUCGCCAUGAAGAUCCAGCCAGCUGUAAGACUUUCCAAUUGAAUUAUUUAAUGCAUUAUCUAAGGUAUUCCAUGUUGUGUGAUACUGUUGUUUUGAUGAAAUACUACCUUGAAUUACAGUGUGACGAAACACA
Neocloeon triangulifer is the source of this 1068-nucleotide messenger RNA. RefSeq names its product vesicle transport protein USE1 (gene Use1). Lineage: Eukaryota; Metazoa; Arthropoda; Insecta; Ephemeroptera; Baetidae. The record is from RefSeq and is a predicted model, not a curated record. The coding region runs from base 187 to 927 and encodes 246 amino acids. Gene Ontology annotation, cellular component: endoplasmic reticulum; SNARE complex. The transcript has 7 exons. Gene Ontology annotation, molecular function: SNAP receptor activity. Gene Ontology annotation, biological process: retrograde vesicle-mediated transport, Golgi to endoplasmic reticulum.